CAUUAAUGAUUGUUGCAAAUAUCGAAAUAUGGCGGAAUCUUGUUUUUGCGUUUAUUAGUCUAUAAAAAGAUAAACUAUCGUUAAAUUACUGAAAAUCUUCAAAGCGCUGGCAGUUCUUGAGUUGAAAAAUGUAUUAGUUUCAUUUCACAUGUGAAUUCUUUAGUUAAUCUUUUAAUUGGAUAUGCUCGCAAAAACUUGUCAAGUGAUUUUUCAACGUGUAGAUUUUUAAUAAAACUUUUUUGUAGGUCCUUCGAAAACUCAAUUUUAAUUAAAAUACAGAUGAGAAUUUCUGUAAAACAAGAAUAAGUUACAUCACGAUGAUAUUGAUGGAUUUGGAGAGGUUAAUGAUAUUAUAAGUGAUAAGUGUUUUGGUAAGGUUAUUUUUACGAGACAAUGUUUUUGAAUAAUACUGAAAUACUUUAUCUCGUGUUCCUGUGAACGGAUCACGGCAAAAUGUAUUGUAAAAUACAUUCAACCAAUUAGUCAAUAGUUAAAGUAUAAAAUAAAACGAAGAAUACAAUGACUAGUAACGAGUUUGACUCUGAGUUCUUUGAGCGGAAACUUCUUGCAUUGAAAGACUCGCAGGAUUCAAUUCAGAGUCUUUCAGCUUGGUGCCUUGAAAGAAGGCAACAUCAUAAAAAAAUUGUGGCCACAUGGUUGCAGGUUCUAAAAAAGGUAAAAGUGGAACAUCGACUGACACUUUUCUACUUGGCCAACGAUGUUAUUCAAUAUUCGAAACGAAAAAACUUUGAAUUUGUUGAAUCAUGGGGUACAACCUUGCAACGAGCGACAACAAUGGUUCGUGAUGAGAAAGUGAAACAUCGCAUUUUACGAAUAUUCAAAAUUUGGGAUCAGCGUCAAGUCUACGAUGAAGAAUUUCUCACCGACUUGUCUGGUCUCAUCCAGGCAGCGCCAAAAAAGAAAGCAGAACCGCAGCCAGUUGUUCCCGAAGAGUUUCAAGCGGCUUUGCUCAUUUCAACAAUGCGAUCUUGUUCCACUUUGGAACAAGCCACUGACGCCAGACUACGCGAUUUAAGAGAAAGUAAUGUAGAUAUUGACAACGCUGAGGAACUUUGUGCUUCUCUGAAGGAUCGAAGGCACGUCGAGGAUGCAGAGAAGGAAGUUGAAGUUGCUGUGAGGAAUGUUGAAAAUUAUGUGCGCGCUCUUGAAGCUGAAAUCAGGGAACGAACACAGGUUCUGGAAUUGCUUGAGCAAGCUGAUCAGUUUUACGAAACUCAACGAGGGGAAGUCAAGAUUGUUACCAACGCCUACAGAAACUUUGGAAGUAGAGUGAAGCAUUUAAAGAAGAAGUUGGACGAACUUCUACCUAUGUUAACUUCCCCGAUACCAUCGCCGGACAUAAAUGCACCGAGUCCAAGUCCAGACAGUGACAUUGACCUGCCCGGAGAAGAACUUCAAUUAUCGAGUCAGAAAUCUGCGAUUAUUGAAAUUGCACCGCCCAUUAUGUAUGGGUCCUAUAAUCCUGAUUACGAACCAUCUACCGCUGGCCUCUUAAAUCAAACUGGAGACUUUACUCCCAAUUUUUCUUCAUUCAUGGAUGGGAACAUGGACUUCGAUAUGCGAAACGUAUUCAGCGAGAGUUCGAUGACACCUAACACUAAUCAAAUUGAAGUAAUAAAUUCUUCUGGACGGGAAAAGAAUGAAGAUUUUAGUAUAUCUAGUUUCUUGAAGACAGUUCUCCCAACAGCUGAAGGGCCAAUGGAUGCUGGCGACAUACCUGGAUUGGGCGAUGCUUUGGACUCAAGUCAAGGGGAUAUAUCACAUGGAGAUUAUAAUAUUAGUCACAUUCCUGGAACACCAAUAAAUAAAAGAUUAACGAACAAUCUAUCAAAUGUAAAUAAUCAUCACAUGCUACAUAGUACACCGAUAGCAAUGAGAACUCUGAGUGGAGAGUCUCAUACAUCUUCUCCUUAUUCGAGUCAAAAUAGUCAGAAUAAUAUCUUAACUUUUGAUGGCAAUCUAAAUUCUGCAAAUCCAUUGCCGCCGCCACCACUACCACCACCCAUUUUUCUUGACGAUGAAAAUUGUUACAAUAAAUUACCUUCCAAGUUCCCAACGUGGACUUCUAAUGAAGUUUCAAAAGAGCCGCCUAAUUGGGACGAAAAAGUCAAAAACAGUAUGAAUCCAACUUGGCAAGACGGCGAGGAAGGUGAUGAAGAGAAGGAGAAAAAUGCUUGGGGAGACACAAAUAAUAGAGGUUGGAAUUUGCAUUCUGAUAAUAUUUGGGCGAGCAAUGCACGAGAUAAUGAUAUUCUUUUGGAAACCCCAGAAUCACCGCCUAUUUACGAGAAAGCUGGAUUUCGAGAUCCUGUUGAAUAUAAUGAUUCUCAGCCGCAAGAGCCUCUUCUCAGUAGUGUCGGAGAUGUUGAUCACAGAGUCAUACCUCUUCCAAUGCUAGGUACACAAUUACCUUAUCGACUCAUGAAAGGAGAUGUAGAUCAUCGAAAUCUUAUCAGUUUAACUGGCAGCCCAGCUAAUCAAAGUACUACCAAUGACUCUUCACCUGUUUCUCAUUCUCACAAUACUCUAUGGUCUAGUACUGAUCAAGAUUAUCGGCAAGUGCAAGCAGGAGAUAAUGUCGAAAGUGUGGAUAUGGAAUUGUCAGAUGAUGAAAAUGAAGUUAAGCAAAAAGGAAGAGGAGUGUUGGUAGAUGUGCGAACACAAGACCGAAAUAUGCGGCCACCUCCUCCAGUUCCCGAAACCUCACAUCACAUGGACAUGGACAUGAGGAUGAUCCCUCUUCCAGGAGGUUGUGGUCCUCAGGAUGUUCACAAUAUUCAUCAAGCACCUCCGCCACCACCCCCUCCUCUUCCUUCUCAACAAUUUCAUCAUAGGUCCGCAGAUUUCCAACAAAAUAACCCCAUAGAAUUUAGACAAAACGAAGGAAAUUUCCAAUCUGAGGGCCAUCCUCCUUUUAAUGCCAUUAGAGAGGAUUUUCCUUCAAAUUUACAAAAUUUUCCUUCAAAUCGAGAAAAUUUCACUUCACUUCAACAAAAUUUUGGACCGAAUACACAAAAUUUCCCACCAAAUGUACAAAAUUUUUCACAAAAUCUACUUAAUUUUCAUCAAGACUUUCACACUGGACACGAUUUUGAUUAUCGUGAUAAUCAACACGAACGUUGGAAUAAGGACGAAUCGAACUCUCAUGGGAGAUUUUCACAAUAUGAUCAACAAAGGGAUAAUUUGCAUCGGAGUGAUCGAGUCGAUCGUGGCGGCGGUGGUCGUGGUCGAGGAAAUCGUGGCAAUAGAAGAGACAAAUUUCCCGAUGAUCAUAGUAAAAAGAAUAGUCGUAGGCAACGAUCUCAUGAUCAUGUACAAAUAUCCUCACCUGUGGUGCUACAGAAUAAUAAUCCAGUUUUGAUAGAAACUACCAAUGGUGAAACGAAAACCGGACAAAAAGAGUUCACUGAGAAUCAGGAAGCAAGGAAACAGGAUUUUAGUCUUCCGAACAAUAGGCUUUCGGAAGAAAAUCAGCAAUCGGCUAACAGCGGCAACAUUAAUAGCAAUGUUAAAAAUAGUAAUCAAUCUACAGGAUCUAAAAAUAGUUCACUCAUUGCUGCUGACUCUAAGACUCCUGAACACAAAGGAAAUGUGAAAGAAAGUGAAAAAAAUAAAAGCGCAGGAAAUUCAGAGACACCGAAGCAGCUUUCAGAACAGUUGGAAGCACUCAUGAAAUCAUCAAAAAAUUCACCUCAGCCUUCAAAAAGAUCGUCGAUUAAUUUAGCGGAUAGUCACAAGUCAGUAGAAUCUACUUCAAAAAAUUUCGUACAAGUGAUAAAUGGACCGUUGCUCUCGACACCCAAUGGACCUCCGCUGGGUCCAUCGAUUCCUCAAGCUUCGCCUGUUCCACCUAGUUUAACUUGCCCUCUCGGUCCACCCUGCAUUCCGGGCAUACCUGAAUUGCACCCAGUGGUUGUUUUCGACUAUGAGACUCCCAACGCUUCGCCAAUGUUCCGGCCUCGAAUGCGGGGAGUGCCGCCGACUUCUCCGUUCGCUCCCUGGCGAGGAGGAAUGCCUCCUCACCGUGGAAGGCCAGGAUUCAGAGGAGGACCGCGUCUUCCUUGGCCAAAUAACAGUCCUCGUGGCCCUACUGCCAACAGUUUUUCUCCUCGGAAGCGCGGAAGUAGUACGCAAUUUAGAGGCGGAACUUUCAGAGGUCGAGGUCGUGGAAGUUGGUAAUGAAAAAAACUGUGACUUGACUUUUUGAACGAAGUAAAACUUGGGAAAAUACUGUUGAAAAUCUCACGCUAGUCUUUUCCAUACUGUGUAUAUAUAUAUAAAACAUUUUUUUCAUGUUUGUCUUAUCCCCAUUAUAUACUUUCAGUUCACAAAUCAUGGAGAUUUUGAGAGUAGUUGAAAAAAUUUUAAAUAAGUGCGUACAAAUAAAAUCAUAUGAUCUGGAAGUGUUA
Leptopilina heterotoma is the source of this 4430-nucleotide messenger RNA. RefSeq lists its product as uncharacterized. The coding region runs from base 520 to 4200 and encodes 1226 amino acids. Gene Ontology annotation, molecular function: RNA polymerase II complex binding. Gene Ontology annotation, biological process: mRNA 3'-end processing. The transcript has 9 exons. The record is from RefSeq and is a predicted model, not a curated record. Lineage: Eukaryota; Metazoa; Arthropoda; Insecta; Hymenoptera; Figitidae. Gene Ontology annotation, cellular component: RNA polymerase II, holoenzyme.